ACAAAACAAACUAUAUGGCCCCUUAUAAGAUCGUUUUGAUUCGGCACGGAGAAAGCGAGUACAACAAAGAAAACCGCUUCUGUGGUUGGCAUGACGCUGACUUGUCGCUUCAAGGUGUCAAUGAGGCCAAGCAAGCGGGCCAAAUGAUCAAGACUAGUGGCCUUUCCUUCGAUGUUGCUUACACGAGUCUGUUGAAACGGGCGAUAAAAACUCUGAAUCUCGUGCUGGACGAACUUGAUCUGCAUUGGAUCCCUGUUGUCAAAACAUGGCGUCUCAAUGAGCGUAUGUAUGGCGGAUUACAAGGAUUGAAUAAGUCGGAGACUGCUGAGAAGCAUGGGGAAGAGCAAGUAAAAAUUUGGCGUCGCGCCUACGAUAUUCCGCCUCCCGCCUUGCAGACAAGUGAUCCCAGGUGGCCUGGAAACGAAGCUAAAUAUGCGCACCUGCACACCGCGUGCAUCCCAGUCACGGAGUGUUUGAAGGAUACCGUGGAGCGAGUUCUUCCCUGUUGGUUUGAUCAAAUCGUCCCUGAUAUCAAAUCUUGCAAGCGUGUAGUGAUUGCUGCGCACGGGAACAGUUUGCGCGCGCUUGUCAAAUUUUUGGACGGAAUUCCGGACAAGGAUAUCGUUGAGUUAAACAUCCCAACUGGUAUUCCUCUGGUCUACGAAUUGGACGCGGAUCUAAAACCUAUUAAGCAUUACUAUCUUGCUGACGAGGCCACCGUUGCUGCUGCUAUUGGACGUGUGGCUGACCAGGGCAUGGGCAAUCUGGCGGUAUACCAACCAUCGUGCUUCCUGGUAACAUGGAAGCUAGGCACCAAAAGGGUGCCACAGCUGAAUAAUCGAACAGAUCGUAUUUCGAGUACUACUAAGGAGGGGUUAUUCGAAUUUGCGCCGCGUUUCGCGUAUCUCGGAAAUUGUGUUAGUUCCGACUGCGGUGUUACAGAUGAAGUAAAUGCACGAAUCUGUAAGGCUUGGGCUGCAUUUGUUAAUUUGAGGCGCCUAUGGU
Messenger RNA from Opisthorchis viverrini, 1005 nucleotides. RefSeq lists its product as hypothetical. The transcript has 7 exons. The annotation marks the transcript as partial. NCBI's taxonomy places the organism in Eukaryota, Metazoa, Platyhelminthes, Trematoda, Opisthorchiida, Opisthorchiidae. Gene Ontology annotation, biological process: glycolytic process. Gene Ontology annotation, molecular function: intramolecular phosphotransferase activity. The record is from RefSeq and is a predicted model, not a curated record.